This is a messenger RNA of Hermetia illucens (black soldier fly), 2682 nucleotides long. Its product is annotated as nucleolar complex protein 4 homolog A-like. The transcript has a single exon. Gene Ontology annotation, cellular component: nucleolus; Noc4p-Nop14p complex; small-subunit processome. Gene Ontology annotation, biological process: ribosome biogenesis. NCBI's taxonomy places the organism in Eukaryota, Metazoa, Arthropoda, Insecta, Diptera, Stratiomyidae. The record is from RefSeq and is a predicted model, not a curated record. Bases 55 to 1596 code for a protein of 513 amino acids.
GGUGUGGUGGCUUCCAUCCACAGCGCUCAUCGUUUCAACGGGAAAAUUGCUGGAAUGAUGUCGACCGAACAAAGUCAACAGCAGCAAAACACAAAGUUAUUCUGGAAACAAUUGAAAACGAAAGGCAAUGAAUUCUUGAAUUCACGCAAACACGCCAAGAACCUGCUGGACAUCAUCAAAUGCUUCGAGGAGUGCAUCAGCAAAGGGCUGAACGUAACGCCAUGUCUGCUAACGCUCGAGGUGAUAUUCACGGAGCUGCUGAAAAGGAGAGAAAUGUACGUCGAAGUGGAGCCGCUCAAGCCAAAAGAUGACAACCCGGAAACAAAAUACCGUGAAUGGCUUCAUGAACGCUACCUAGAAACGCUUCGCCUAAUACUAAGUUGCUUCAAGCUAGAACGUCACACAGAAUCCAAUCAGGCGUUAGUUACAAGUGUUAAGCUCCUGUCAUGUGAAGCGAAACAUCCCCUAGAACACACGCCUUCCGGACAAUAUUACUUUCCAAUAAACCGAUAUCGGAACAUCCUCACCAAACUUCUAUGUGCGGAACAUUCAAAUAGUCACUUGAUCGAUCGGUUCAAAGAGUACGCACAAUAUCUGGACAUUGUCUACCAUGCUUGGAAACUGAUGCCGGGGCUGACGCCAAAGUGUGCCACGGUGCCAAACGACGAGUUUGCACAGAAUUACCUGGAGCUGAUAAAUGCCAUACCAGUCACAAAAGAGUUGCAAGAAGGCAAACGACUUCUGUGUUCAGACGAAUGUGUCACCGACGAAACCUUCGAUUACAAUGCAACGCGAAAAUGUAUUAACAAAGCGUGGAACUGUGUCAUGCUCUGGCAAAUGAAGGAACAAAUUCAUAAACACGUUCUCAUUAUUCUAUUGGAACGGAUCCUACCGCAUUUAGAGAAACCGGUGCUAUUAACAGACUUCCUGAUGGAUUCAUUAGAUUUAGGCGGACCUAUUGGCUUGCUAGCCCUGCAAGGAAUCUUCACAUUAAUUCAAAAACACAAUAUCACCUACCCGGACAUCUACGAGAAACUGUACUCGAUGUUCGAGCCGGAAAUAUUCCACACGAAAUUCAAAGCACGCUUAUUCUACUUAGCUGAUAUUUUUCUAAGUUCAACACAUUUACCUGAAAAUCUAGUCGCUGCAUUUGUGAAACGUUUAGCUCGGUUAAGUUUAGUCGCACCGCCACAGGACAUUGUUAUAAUUUUGCAAUUUAUUGGGAAUCUGAUACUGCGGCAUCCUGGAUUGAAGCGGUUAAUUUGCCAUCCAAGUGGGGGUGAAGUUUCACGAGAUCCAUACAUUAUGGAUGAACGGGAUCCAACCAAGUCAAACGCUUUAGAGAGCUCUCUGUGGGAGGUGGUAGCGCUGCAGAAUCAUGUGUUGCCGUCGGUAGCGACAGCCGCGCGAUUCAUUUCGCAACCACUUCCAGCGACCGAAUGGGAUCUUGCCGACGUUUUAGAAGUUAAAGAAAAUGAUAUAUUCGAUCAGGAGAUCGCCCGGAGAUCGAAACAAUGUGCCCUAGCAAUUGAACGAUCGCAAUCAAUGUUUCUUCCACGUAACGAUAAGAUAAUGCAAUACUGGAAGCUUUAUUAGGAAGAGAAGAAGGAAUUGUUAUAACAAAAGCAGGUAUCAAUCCGCAGUCGUACGCACUAAGUUCCAUAUACAGGCAGAAUUGUAUAAAUUUGGUUCUUCCCGAUUUCCACUUGAAUGUUAAUCUCAUGUCAGUAGGCCUCCAUUUCGUUACCUUGUUUAAUGUGUAAGUUACUACGUUGCUGUUAGCAUCUAAUCGAGCACUUAAGCCAACGUGAAUUCACUUGACACUCGAGUGCGCUUUUGGCUUCAACAUAUCCCACUUUUCUUCCAACUUUGUUCUGUUAUUCAUCUUCAUAUCAUUACCAAGUCAAAUGUAAAACAUUCAUAUACAAAAUACAUUACGAAAGUAAAUACCAAUGCCCACGUUUGUAUUAUUUAGACUCAUUAGGCAUUACGAUACACUCUAAUCGAAAUUUAGAUUACCUGCGUAAGUUUGUUGAUUAGGAACUAGUAUAAAACCAAUUUCAUACCUACACCUGUGAAAAUGUAUAGCGAAACAGUAAUAAGGCCACAUACCAUGUCCCAGUACGUAUAAACGUUCAAUAAGGUACUACCGAUUAGGAGUUCUGUUUCUUUGAAAUAAAAGUUCCCCGUGAAUGAAAUUUAAUGCGCUUUCACUAGAGGCGAGCGAGACGUCUCUCCUUUUUUGCUAGAUAGACGCUCACCAUAGAUAAAUUCUGUAUUAAUACUUUGCUGUGUUUAAUUGCCAUAGAUAAAACUUGCAUAUUGCGUUCAGACUACUCCGACGGAAUAUGUCCUGAAGACCUAGAUGAAAACAAUUAGCUUUCAUUAGUCCAAAUUUUGAAAAAUUACGGAUUUCUAGAAAGUAUUGAAAAAGACUGAUUGAACAAUACGGACGAGGAGCCCGGAUUGGCGUUUGGUGUACAUUUCUAAUUAGAGUAAUGGCGUAAUAAACGGAGGAGGAGAAAGUGUAAUUAUGCACUUGGGUUUGCGGUCCCAAUUCGACGUGAUCUUUAUUCCGAACAAACAGAAAGUAACCAAUGUAAGCGAUCAUGAUUUAUUUUGUUUGAAAAUUUUACAAUAUGUAUUUGUAAUAAUUCCCCAUUGAAAGUGGUUCACAAAUAA